Molecule: messenger RNA, 7965 nt
Organism: Paramormyrops kingsleyae
Lineage: Eukaryota; Metazoa; Chordata; Actinopteri; Osteoglossiformes; Mormyridae
Product: protein FAM171A2-like
Source: RefSeq, a predicted model, not a curated record
UGUAAGACAAUGAGACUAAGCAAAGCCGAAAGGCGGCGUACAUGGGAGUGGGCUACCGUGUGAGAUCGCAGUCGACUCCAGCAGCCCAGAAAACAACAUGGAUAAAUGGCCACCUACGUGGGAAUGGUGAUGUAGUUAGAAGAAUGCCACCUCUGCGCGUCUGUCGUUUACUCUUACUUUUCCUUUUGUUUGAUAUCGCCUGGAUAGCGCUUGCAAAAUCCAUUCCGGAUCGGGGUACACUUGAGGUACUGCUCAGAGUUCAAGUGUUUGACAACAGUGACCUUUCACCCCUGACGGACGCCACUGUAGAAAUUUAUGGGAACCAGUCUAUCUUGGCAUCAAGCAAGGCAGUCAGCGAUGGGAUAGUCGUGGUGAGGUUUCAGUACCACCCAGGAACAUGGGUGAUCGUCGCGGCAUCCAAGACGGGUUACGUCACGAACUCUGCUCCCUGGCACGCCAACCGUAUCCCCUUGUAUGCAUCAGUGAGCCUCUACCUCCUUCCCCAGAGACCGGCUACCCUCAUCCUUUAUGAUGAUGUGGUUCAGGUUCUGUCAGGAACCCCAGGUGGCAGGAACCAGCCAUGGAUCCAGUUGCAGAGUAAGGCGGUCCACCUGCCUCCCGGCACCUCCUACACAGACGUGUGGGCGGUGCUGACUGCUGCCAGGAGCCAGUAUGAGAUCGGGGGUUUUCCAUACAUGCUGGGCCGUGAGACUAACCACACAGGGGGAAAUAGCAGCUGGCUGGAGCUGACUGCGGUGGCAGCGGUCAGUGCCCACCUUUAUGCCCGCAAUGGGAGUGCCGUGCAGGUGUCGGAGCCCAUCCAUGUCUCCAUCCCCCUGCCCUCUGACAGCCCAGUGAAGGUGGACACCAGCAUCCCUGUCUGGCAGUUUGAAGCCGCCACAGGGCUCUGGGUCAGGAAUGGAACAGGCUACAUUAAAAGAGAGGGCCUGCAGCUCAUCUGGAGUUUCGUUGCCUCACAUCUGGGGCUCUGGGUGGCAGCAAUCCCUUCAGCUACAGGCAUGGGUUUCAGCUCCACAGGCUUGCGAGACAUGACCACCUACCAUACCAUCUUUCUGCUCGCUAUCCUGGGCUCCAUGGCCCUGCUAGUGCUCAUCCUACUGUGUCUGCUUCUCUACUACUGCAGGAGGAGAUGUCUGAAACCACGGCAACAACGUCGCAAGAAGCAUGUUUCCGCCACACUAGACAACUCCAAGCGAGACCAGGGAACCUCAAUGUCUCGCCUUAACCUUAUCUGUGGCGGGCACAUUGAAACGGCCUCUUCCAAAGGUGACAGGGACGACCUCAAAUCCGAAUUCACCUCCUCUCAGGACUUCCAGAGCUCACGUGAAGAGUUCUUCCAACAUGUCCCUGCCCACAAAUUGCACCACUCAAAGAUCAACAAGGACGGAGGCCCGCGGCGUGGCGAAAGCUUCCAGAUGGUGACCCGCUCUACAGAAGCCAGCAACCUGGACCACCCUCUGUUGCAUAGUGACUACACCAGGAGCUGCAGUUCGAUGGAGGACAAGGGGAUUGAUGGCCUGCGGCGCCACAAUGCCAAUGACAACAAGGGCUAUUCUUCUGAUCCCCCAUCCCCUCCUCCUUUUCUUAGUCACAAGCCAGAAGGCAAGCCCCCAGAGUACUCCGCGUCCCAGGUAGCAGACCAUCUUGCCCGGCCCACUUCCUUGAACACACAGCCUAGCCAGUUCAUCUUCUGUGGCUCCAUCGACCAGAUGAAGGAGAACAUGUACCGAAGUAUGGUGCCCACUCUGGUCAUACCAGCCCACUACAUGCGGUUGUCGUCAGAAUUCUCAGGGAUGGACCAGGGGGCAGAGUCACAACAGCAGCAAAAGCAAGAUCUAGACGAUGUACCAGGAUGCCACCAGCUCACACCCCAGCAGCAGCAACAACAGAUCAGUCCACCAGGCGAGGACCCCGAAGGUCGCAACUGGGGCCCAAAUCCGUCUUCAGGUCCUGUGCGUAUCCCUGUGCUUUUUAACGACUCGACUAUGGCACAGAUGAAUGGGGAACUCCAGGCCCUAACUGAGAAGAAGCUGAGGGAGCUGGGUGUGAAGCAACAUCCUCGGGCCUGGUUCAUCUCUCUGGAUGGCCGUUCCAACUCUCACGUGCGGCACUCCUACAUAGACCUGGGCAAUGAAACUAGUGUCCGGCUUGGCCAUGAUGCUAACCUGGACUCUGGAGUAGACUUCCGUGAAAGUAAGCCGAUGCUCCACCGCAAAGGCAAAGGGGAGAAGGCCAGUAGUAGUAAGGGGCAUAGUAGCAAAACCUAUUCUAAACUGGCCUAUGCGGAUGACAGAGAGCCCAGCAGCAGUGAGAACCGUACUGCCAUGGGUUCACCUGAAGACAAUUCCCUCACCCCGCUGUUGGAUGAGGGCCAGGAGCCCCGUGGGACUGGCAUUCCCAGACGAGGCCGCAGCCGGGUCAACAGCUCACGCAGCAGCAACAGCGAAACUCGUCGGGACUCUAUGACCAGUGCCGAGGAUGAAAACGACCCCGAUGACAAGGAUGAUGAGGGAGAGAACAAGAAGAGUCCCUGGCAGAGGCGAGAAGAAAGGCCUCUGAUGGUUUUUAAUGUCAAGAAGUAGAGAUAAGCCCAGUCCAACCUCAAACUCUUUGUGAAGUUUUUUUCCUCCUUAUUUUGCUCUACUCACCUUCUGUGAUGUACUUCUAGUUCAGUUUGUACGGUUGUGGUCUUCAACAAUGAAAUGCAGAAAAUCCAAACACGAUGCAACAUAGUAAAAAGCUGGCCAGAGAAAAGCACAAUGAAGAUAAAAGAUACAAGAAACCUACGUAGAUUAUCACUCUCAUUGGUUUUUUUCCUGGAAGAGUCCAGAUAUUUGGAGAGAAAGUGGAUUAUUAUUUUUGUAGUGAUUACCCAAGCAUGUCACUUUAAAUGCUGAGAUCUUGCUAGAUAUUUUUCCUCACACAAGGACUCUCUAGAAAGAAUCAAAAUGGCAUAAUGAAAAAUCAAGAAACUAUGGAAAAGCAGACUUUCAAGAAUGUGAUUUUUUUCCAUUUUUUAUUUCCAUGUGCUGUAAACUUCAUUUUUACCUUUUGAAAUUUUUUUGAGAAUCACAUAUCCGAACACAGUUAUGGUGUUCCGUUUUAUACUGACUUUGGACACAACCUGAAAGCCUAAACAAGGUAUUUUACUUUUAAGUAUCCUCUCCUCUGGGCAGAAUUGAGGAAAAAUUCUGAUGUAAGUAUCACAGAUUUAUUUGGGGUUUUCUUUGCUGUUGUCCCAUUUAUAUUUGUCUGCUCAUUAUAUUCUUUUACAACAGCUAGAAAGCUGAAAACAAACAUAAAACUGUCGUCUGUGGCUGUAUGAACUAUCCACAAGGCCUUCCUUAAAAUUGUCAUUUUUGUGUGAAUCUAAUGAAAUGGCUUUGUAAAAACGCAACUUAAAUAUUUCGUUUUUUUUUUAAUGAAUGUGGAGCAAUGUGUUUCAGUUGAGAACUGCUUUACAGCACUGACUGUGUUCUCUGAAGCAUUACCAGGCACGGCCUCUGACAGAUUCCUCAAUCACGUGAAAGGUUGCUAUGAAUCAUGAAUAUGAAAUCUUUUUUUUUUUCACUUGCAGCUAUUUGCUAAGAAAGGUUUUUCUGGUAAAUUUGUAUGUUUAUUUCCAAGAGAAAUCUUUCCUGUGUCAUUGAGAUCAGAUUAACAGCUGAUCAGUCAAUGCAGCUAUUGCAUAGUGUCCUACCAGUUUGACAGGAAAACCCACAGUGUGCCACCUAGUGGUAGUUUUUGUUUUUGGCUGAAAAGAUUCAAGUCAUACAGAAUCCCAUGUAUUUGAAGCACAAAGUCCGCUACAGAAUCCUAAAAUGUACACAGAAACAUAUAGUGUUUUGUCCUCUCCCCCACCAACCCCAAGGUUUUUUAUUGAGACUUUAAAGGAUACAUGCGGUGGAGCUGAAGUCUUGAAAGGAUACGUAGUGGAAGAACAUUAAGUAGAUAGUGAACAGAAGUGAAUGGACAGAUAGAUAAAUAUGGCUGGUGUGUCAUUGAGUGUGUCAGGGAACUGUGCCGGCAUCUAGAAACUUGUGAGUUCCAGCCCUUUUGCUGGCAGAUUAAUCGUAUCAGUUGCAGGGCCUUGAGCAAGGGCCUUAACCCCUACUGUGCCAAGGAUGCCGGCUGACGCUGCUCUCCGACCCCAAAGCUUUCCUCACUUCUAUGUCACUUUGGACAAAAUUGUCCAGUAUAUGUAGGAAAGAACAGAAUAUGGAAACGUGGGAUGCUGACAACUCUGUGUUUCUUUACAGCACUAGCAUUUAACAUAUACAGUGAGAAGCAAAACUUUUGGGAAGUAAAAUUGGUUAUUUUUGUUAUUCCUAAUUUGUGUUAAUAGGUCAAAAAAUCAACAUGAGGAUAAAGUACAGAAUGCCAACUGUUAUUUCUAGGCGAUGUUUCCCAUACAGUAAUAGCCAAAUGUGAAAUAUGCCAUUUGCUGUGUCUACUGAGCAUAAGUAUCGGAACAAAGGAUUGACAGGUCAUUCUGAUUGUUCAGGUAUUCCAUGUUCCCAUAAUUGUGAACACAAAAGAGCUAUGAAUGUGUGGAGUUGGUUGUAGCCAUUGGGAGUUUGAAUUUGAUGUGUGUUUGAUGUAAAGAUUACAAACGAGAUGGAAAAGCAAGCAGUUUUGAAAAUGAGAUUAAAAAACACUAAUCAAAAGCAUCCAAGAAUGACUUCACAUUCCAAAAUCAACAGUCUGGAGUGAUUUGAAAAAGAAACAGGCUACUUGGUGUGUUGGCAAUUUGCAAACAUCAGGCCGUCAGCAGUGUUAGAGCUGUGAAGAAAACCCCCAAAAUAAGGAAUGACAGCUGGUCCACUGAGUGCAGGGGUGAAUGUGCCAGUGUUCACCAUUCACAGAAUAAUUCAAGAAAAGAAAUACUGAAGCCACACUGCGAGGUACAAACCUCUGAUCAACACCAAGAACAGAAGAGCCAGGCUGGAAUUCACGAAGAUGGGCCAGAUGAGUUUUGGAGCAAAAUGUUAUGGACAGAUAAGGUGAAGAUUAACCUUUAUCAAAGUCAUGGGAAGGGGAAAGUGUGGAGAGAGAGCAUACCACUUCAUCUGCGAAGCAUGGAGAGGGCAAUGUCCUUGGGCAUGCAUGGCUGCUUCUGGAAUUGGCUCCCUUGCCUUAGCUAAUGAUGUAUUUGGAGAGGUAACAAGAGAAUGAAUUCUGAGGUUUACAGAAACGUCUUAUCUUCCCAUGUCCAAGCAAAUACCUCAAAACUCAUUGUUUGGAAGUUCACAAUGCAGCAAAACAAUGACCAAAACUGCACACUUAACCAAGUUCAUCAGAAAGAAAUAAUGGAAAGUUAUAGACUAGCCAAGUCAGUCUUCUGAUUUUAACCCAAAUGAGCAUGCAUUUCACCUGACGAGGAAAAAACUGGAAAAAAGUCAGAAACACCCCAAAACAGGCACCAACUGAAAGCAGCUGCAACAAAGGCAGGGCAGAGCAUCUCAAAUGGUCAAAAGUCAGGUGCCAUAAGACAUGAGGCAGUUAUUAACUGUAAGGGGUUUGGGACCAAAUAUUAGGUCUGAACAAUUUAGUUUUGCUUUAAAUUUAUUUGUACCAGUACUGAUACUGAUCUGAAACUGGAAGAGUAAACAAGACAAAAGAGAAACAAAACAAGAAAGAAAUAAAACAAUACAAUAUGGCAGGCAGGCAGACAAAAGACGACACAGUCAAAACAACAGGGGAACUCAUCAGGAGAGCAGGUAAGACUGGUGCUGUAUAUUGUAAUCUCUGCCAAAAACUUGUGCCAAUCAAAAUCUGGAAUUACUAAAAAUUUAUUUCACCACUCUAAGUAUUGUCAUCCAGUUAUAUAUACAGAAUACAAGCACUUACAGUCACAGACACCAGCAAAUAAUGUUGCAACUUUUAGUCGCAUCCAGUAUUGGUUCAAAACGGGACACAUUUUAUUCUUAUCAAUUCGAGGCUGGUGGCAACUCUGUCAGCAAUGUCAAAACCGCCCCCCUUAAGGAGCAGUGAGGCAGAGGAAAAUAAUCCAGCAAUGAACUGUACUGUCGGCAUAUUACUAGUGUUACUGUCUGUCAUGAAAAAAAUAUUGUAUGAUUUAUUAAAAUUAGAUUUCAGUUUGCAGUUCUUUGUGAUCUCAUGUUCUGUUUAAGGCAAAUUCUAAGGGAAUCUUAUGCUUAAAUGGAGCGUAAAGAGAAAAUGAAUUAUUCUUGAAAAUAACGAUUUAUGCAUUAUAUCAUGAUAAUUAUAUUAACUGAUAUGAAAAGAAAUCCUGAUAAAAUAUGUUGCCAUGUCUCCCAGCCCUAAUUCCUGUGUUAGAGAGAAUGGAAUUUGGACAGUGAAAUGAAACAUAUUUUCUAUGGUUGAAAUGAAAGUGCAACUAUUAAAUGUAACAAAUGUAUAUAAUUGAAAGAUGUGUCCUUCCAACUGCUGGUAGCUUUUCUUUGCUUUCUUCUCAGCACAGACACACAUACGCAUACAUACACAACUGUACCAUGUUUUCUGCCCCAAGUGCCUUCUUUUUGCAUUGUAAAUUGUGGCCAAUCACAGAAGGCCUUUUCAGCAUGUCAUAAAAUAGGUGUUGGGUGUGUGACCAAACUAAUGCAUUCAACUGAUCAUCCGAAUGAGCCCCCAAGGCUUCAGGAGGAGAAAAUUAAAGAGAAAUUACCUUGCGCCCUCAGAUUGUUUAUAUGCAAAGGUUGAAAAACUUGAUAAGCUGAUUAAAACUGGAUGUGAAGAGUCUGAAACGAACUGAAAAUAGUUGUGUAGCAGUGUUUUUAUGCUUUUGCAGAUUUAAACCAGACUUUCCUUUACGCCACAUUGUGAAUUGCUUAAUGGUUCAUUUCAGCCAACAGCAGUCGGUAACAAUACUCGAGUCAAAAAUAAACGUGAUGGUCUUAUGAGGGCAUAAUCUGUUCUACAAGGAACACUGUAAUAAAUCAGGGGGAAAAGAUGAAGCAGAACAUCCUUAAUCCAUGGCCUGUCACACAAUAGGGCUAUGAAUGUGAAGACUUGUAGCACAGCUUAGAGAGCAAAUAACAGGAUUACUCAGAUUCAAUCUAUCAGCACAAUGUACCAUCAAAUUAGGCCAUGUUCUGUGUAAACAGAUCAUGACAGAGGUCCUAAAAAUGUGGUCAUGAAUGGUGAAUCAUACCAUAAAAUGCUUGUAAUUUUGUAAAGGAGACAGGUCACCAUGCAGUCCUAAGAUGUGCCCACAGGGUCACGUCCUUGGCAUGUGGGAGUGAGAGUGGGCGAAAGCAUUUGUGUAUAGAGAAAAAUCUUAAGAGGAGCCACAAAUGGAGACUGUUAAAUCAAACAAACACAUGUGGGCAUCACUUACCUCUACAGAGCAACCAGGCAACAACAGAACUGUUUUUCCAGAAGCCAUAAACUGCCUGUAAUUUUGGGUCAUACCUGAAGAUUUACGACAUUGUCUUACUAAGCUUUCCUGUGUAGCUGGAUGCAUGAUGAUUUCCUGUUGAACGAAUCUUUUAUUAUUGUGAUGAGUGCUUAAUGCAACGCUUUUGUAAAAUGGCUCCCCUGCACUUUCCUGAUUUUUAAAUAAAGUUAUGGUGUUUAUAUUGGAACAGUUCAACUGAAUUGUUUUCCCAAGAAUCACUGUACAAAUGGGAUUAAAUGUGCAAAUCAUAUUUAAAUGUUAAUUUACAUCUUUGAGCAAUGCUUAUAAAAUGUCCUCAGACUGCUUUUUUUCCCCCUUUAGCCAACCCUACAGCAUGCUGAGUUGUAUCAUUGUGCAGAAUAGUUCAGACUUUUAAAUAUGAACUCCUGCUGUCCUGGCUUGUAAGACACAUGGUGUUUGAAGGAUGUCUCCUUACCCGCUUCUUCCCCAAUUUCUGGUGACAUUUUAUACUUGCUUUCAUUAUUAAUGUUGCAAAUAUUAAUGGAUUUAACAUGUAUAGUGUUUUGCCUUGUCUGUAAAGAAAUUAAAAUGGUUAAAUUUUA